Messenger RNA from Leptopilina heterotoma, 3228 nucleotides. RefSeq names its product serine/threonine-protein kinase polo (gene polo). NCBI's taxonomy places the organism in Eukaryota, Metazoa, Arthropoda, Insecta, Hymenoptera, Figitidae. Gene Ontology annotation, cellular component: nucleus; spindle pole; centrosome. The record is from RefSeq and is a predicted model, not a curated record. Gene Ontology annotation, molecular function: ATP binding; protein serine/threonine kinase activity; protein binding. Gene Ontology annotation, biological process: mitotic cell cycle; protein phosphorylation; regulation of cytokinesis. The transcript has 7 exons. Bases 182 to 1936 code for a protein of 584 amino acids.
AUUCGAACAGUGAAGUCCGUUGCUUUACACGGUUUCUCAAAACAGUGCUUUUAAACAGUUAUCUGAAAGGGCUGCUCAACUCCUUUAGCCUUGUAAAGUAACUACAAAAAGUUGUGAUUAUUGAGUGAAUUGUGGAGUUCGGACUCAUUUAAAGUGAUCUUUACAUCGAUAGCAAUUAACAAUGUCAAAAGAUGAAAAGGAGUCGAUCAUCCCAGAUAUUAUUUACGACGUGAAUGCUCAAAGAAGCUACAUUAAAGGCCGGUUCUUCGGAAAGGGUGGCUUUGCAAAAUGUUACGAAAUUCGAGAGUCAAAAUCUCACAAUGUGUACGCCGGAAAGAUCGUACCAAAAUCAUUAAUGACAAAAAAUAACCAGAGAGAAAAGAUGACACAGGAAAUUGCUAUUCAUCAGAGUUUAAAUCAUAAAAAUGUCGUUGGUUUUCAUGGAUUUUUCGACGACUCACAUAAUAUUUAUAUAAUUCUAGAGUUAUGCCGUAAAAGGUCAAUGAUGGAAUUGCAUAAGAGAAGGAAAGCUUUAACUGAAUAUGAAACACGAUUUUACAUGAAACAAAUUUUGGAAGGUGUACAUUAUUUGCAUCAAAAUAGAAUUAUUCACAGGGACUUGAAACUCGGCAAUCUCUUUUUAAAUGAUGAAUUGCAAGUGAAAAUUGGUGACUUUGGUUUAGCGACUAAACUUGAACAUGAAGGCGAAAGGAAAAAGACAUUAUGCGGAACUCCUAACUACAUUGCCCCCGAAAUUUUGACCAAAGUUGGUCAUUCUUUCGAAGUUGACAUUUGGAGUAUCGGUUGUAUAAUGUACACUCUGCUUGUGGGUAAACCACCAUUCGAAACUUCUAGUUUAAAAGAAACUUACGCUAGAAUUAAGCAAGUUCAAUAUAAAACGCCUUCGUCAGUCACCAAACCUGCGAUGAAUAUGAUAUCGAGUAUGUUACAAGGCAAUCCAUCGAAACGUCCCUGUGUUGGAAAAUUGCUGAAAGAUGAAUUCUUCCAAAGUGGAUUUUUACCGCAGAGCCUUCCACUUUCAUGUCUCACAAUGGCACCGAGAUUGGACGCAUUGGAAUUGCAUAAUAACCGAAAACCAUUAUCGGAAAUGAAUAUGAAUAAUUAUAAUGCGGGUGAGGCUGAAGUUUUUAAAGUACCUGCUAGUCCUCAACGUAAUAAAAUUUUAAGUCCUGCAAAUAAAUUGAAAGCAUCCGAAGUAAAUUCAAAUGAUGUACAAAGAAUAAAUCAGGAGAAUAAACGAAUGCUUCAGGCCCUAAAAGAACAGCUUCAUGGUGUUCUUAAAUCGAAACCCGCACAAAAAAUGGCAUCUUCUGCAGAUGAAAUGACCGAUCCAGAUGCUCAGCCAUUCGUCUGGAUAAGUAAAUGGGUUGAUUAUUCGGAUAAGUACGGUUUUGGUUAUCAAUUAUCGGACGAUGGUGUUGGCGUUAUGUAUAAUGAUGGCACACGAUUAAUUAUGCUCGCCAAUGGUCAUAACAUUCACUACAUCAAUCGAGAUGGCAAAGAACUGUACUAUACUGCCAGUAACUAUCCCUCCAGUUUGGAGAAGAAAAUGAAGUUACUUAAUUUCUUUUUACGUUAUAUGACGGAACAUUUAAUGAAAGCGGGUGGAGCUAUUGCGGUUAAACAAAGUGAUUCGCUCUCCAGAAUACCUUAUAUGAAUCAAUGGUUUAGGACACAAACUGCAGUUGUUAUGCAACUGACGAAUGGCUCUGUUCAAAUUAACUUCCAGGAUCAUAGCAAAAUCAUAAUGUGCCCUCUAAUGGCAGCAGUAACGUAUAUAGACAAAGAGAAGAAUUUCAGAACAUACAGGUUCCAAACAAUUCAACAACAUGGCUGUUGCGCGGGUCUUGCAAAGAAUUUAGAGUACGCGUAUGAAAAAGUAUCAUUAAUGAUAAACAGCCCUGCACUUCGAUAGUGUUAAUAAUAAUAAUGAUAAUAUGUAAACGAAAAAAGUAUGCAUUAGGCAUUCUACAGUCUAGUACCGUAUUAUCGCUGCUUUUAAAAAAAAAUGGAAAAACGCUAUAUAUUGCCUAAAUAAGUUACUCGAAUAGUAGAUUAACAAGAGUCGUUAAGUUUGACUUUUUUUUUCGAUAAUUGUAUAGAAUUUUUUUAAAAACAGUUUUUAUAACGCAGUAGGUACUGGCAAACAGAAGAACAUAUACAAUUUGUAUUUUAAGUAUUUUAAUUCGAAGGUAUAAUCUUCUUUUUGAUACAUGACUCUUUAAAAUACUUAGCAUUUUAAUUUUUCAUUCGGAAAAAAAAUAUUGGCACCUUUUAUUUAGUUUUUUUUUAAACAUAGAUAAAAUUGAUCAAAAUUUACACUUAUGAUGAUGAAUCUUAUUUGAAAUUUUUGAAUUGAAAGUAAAUGUCAACAGUGCAAUCAGUCGUUCGAUAAAACAAGCAAAGAAAAUUAAAUAGUCCACUAAUUUUUAUGUUUUUAGUUUUACUAUCUUGAUUUUAUAUAAUUAUUUUUUUUUAACAAAAGUGUGUGUUUUAUCAAAAGAGAAAAAGAAGUGCGACUGAUAUAAUAAUUUUUGUAGUAGAAAAAUGAGUAUGAAUAAAAGUACGACUGAUUAAUUUGAAAUUUUUUUAUUAAAUAUGAUUUGUCAUGGGCGCUGGUAUUGAAACAUGACAUUAUUAUUAAAAUCUAAUUUAAUUGUUUUGGAAUUAAAGAGAAAGAAAGAAAAAUGAGAGAGAAAGACAGAAAAGAGAAAGAACAAACGAUGUAUGUGUUUAAAAUUAAUUAAUGUAAGUCUAUGUACAUAUGCAAUUAUGAAGACAUAGCCUACAAGACUAUAAAAAAAGUGGAAGGUGAUAAUUUGUACAAUUUACUAUAGGAAAAUUUUUUUCUGUAAAACAUCAUUACGACGCUCUGUUAAGAAAAAAGCAGGAAAUAAAAUUCUAAAUUAUCUAAAAAGAAUCUAAAACAAAAAAAAAAAGAAAAUAAAACAACAGUAGUAUUUCCUAAAAAAAAGACUAAAAAUAAAUUGUGCCAAGAAAAAAUAAAAGUCUUACAGAGGAAGUAUUACUAUGAAAAAAGUAAUAGAUUCUUUAAACAAUAUAAAAACAAUAUAAUUUUAUAAUGUACUUAAACUGAAUUUGAUUGUUUUCAAUCCGAUAAAAGAAAGAUGCUUGUUAAUUUGAGUUUCAAUUGUUACAAGUUGUUUUUACUUUUUACAGAUAAACAAAAAUAUUUUUUAAAUGAAA